AUAACAUCUUGAAACAUUAUCUUGAGUAUUUACUUCCAACUGAAAUCUUAAACAUUUCUCAAUUGGUAAUUCGAAUCUUCACGAUAAUUAUAAUUAUUAUUAUUUGUACAAUUGUAAUCAGAUUCUGAAAGUAUAGAAAGUAUAAAAUAAAAGGUAGCAAGUGUUGGAAAAUUUAGUUUGCAAGUCAUCUUUAGACAAAUCGCUUUACCAUAGUUUUUUGUUUCUCCUUCAUUCAUCAUUCCGCUAUUACAAUGAGAUCUUUAAUUAUCAUUUGUGCUAUUCUGUUCACUGUUCAAAAUGUUUCAACUUAUCCCAAAGGUUUAACUGUGUCAAAUCCGGCGCCAGUUGUAGCUCCAGCUGUAAGCAAUGCAACCAAGUUGAAUCUUUCAGUAACACCACCGCCACCAUCUCAACCUAAGCUCCGUUCUUCAGCUUCUAGCUCCUCUGUUUCAACAAACGCAGCCAGUUCUGAUACUACCUCAUGUACUUAUCGCCGACAAAUGGAAACAAAUUCAAACACCCGACUUCCUGGACGAUUGAUCCCUGAAUGUCGACCUGAUGGAAAGUUUGCUUCUCUUCAGUGUCACGGUGAAGCUGUUGGUGGUGGUCGAUUCUGUCAAUGUUGGGACCCUGAAGGUAACAUUAUUCGAGCUCCUUCCAAGAAAAUCAAAGCCUGUGAUUGUAUUCUUCAACGACACCAAAUCACCAGCGAAAAACCUAAACGAGUCGGUCAUUUUACCCCUCAAUGCGAGGAAAAUGGUCACUUUAAGAAAUACCAAUGUCAUGCAUCAACUGGACACUGUUGGUGUGUACAUCCUACCAAUGGAACCCAAAUUGGUGAGAAAUCUCGAACACUUACUGCUGAAGGUUGCGUCUGAUUGAAUCGAUUAUCUGAAGUACCACUCUAAAUCAAUUACAACUGCCAGCACUAAAUGUUUUAUUGCCCCAAGUAUUAGUGUGCCACCGCUUAUUGGCCAGUGAGUGAAACUUAGGUUCAAUUUUUCAAAUAAACAUAGCUUUCACUAUUGGCUUCCAAGGCCAGUUGCUAUUGAUUCUGAUGCACUCUAAUAUUGAUACACUUUCUGUAAAUUAUGCUUAAUCAUUUCAAUAAAACAGAAAAUUGCAUUUAAAUAAAAAAACUGA
This is a messenger RNA of Tetranychus urticae (two-spotted spider mite), 1143 nucleotides long. Its product is annotated as U20-hexatoxin-Hi1a. Gene Ontology annotation, cellular component: basement membrane. Gene Ontology annotation, biological process: cell-matrix adhesion. NCBI's taxonomy places the organism in Eukaryota, Metazoa, Arthropoda, Arachnida, Trombidiformes, Tetranychidae. The record is from RefSeq and is a predicted model, not a curated record.